This is a messenger RNA of Rotaria sp. Silwood2, 438 nucleotides long. The record is from the annotation of a GenBank genome assembly. Lineage: Eukaryota; Metazoa; Rotifera; Eurotatoria; Philodinida; Philodinidae.
AUGGCAAAGGACUGUCGACCACAAUGGAUCGUUGAUUCUCACAUCAAAGAUGUUGAUUUACAUGGUUAUCAAUCUAUUGAUCUUGCUCUUAAUAAAGUAAGAGAGACUUUGUCGACAGCAAAAAAACAUGAACUGAAUUCAUACAAAUUUAUUCCUGGUCGAGGAACACAUUCAGAAGUCAAUGAAUUCGAUCGAAAAUACAAAGAGACAAAGAAUUGGAAGCGUAAAGUCGACUCUCGAUUGUUAGAAGCUGUUAGAGAUUAUCUUAAAACGGUAAUAAAUGAUUUUCAUGUGUAUGAAAUGUCCGCUCAAAAUAAAUCUACUGAGAUCUAUGUUCGUUUUAAUGGCAAAAAAUAUGCGGAAAAGAACUGUUCAACAUCAUUCUAUCUGUCCGACGAUCUUUUACCACCACAAUUCGAAUCAGACAAUGAUGUUUAG